GCUCGGUUGAGUUAGUUGUAUAUAUAUAAAUAUAAUAUCUAUCUUACAGUCUUUUUUUUUCGGUUAAGAAAUUAUUUCUUGUGUUGUAGGAAGAGGUAGAAAAAAAAUAAAAAUAUAUAUAAAAAAAGUGUUAUAGUGGAAAUCGCCAUAGGAUUACUUCAGAAUGUGAAAAAAGAAAUUAAAAUUGCACAACUAAACGUAAAAGCAGAAAAGAAAAGAAAAAAAAAAGAAUUUUUUCUCUUCUUCGAGCGGAGUGGAAACGGAAAUAAGUAUCUCAUCACAACAAAGCAACAACGAGCAGCCGAAACAAUAUCCAAAAUGAAAUGGACCAGUGCAAAUUCAAAGAGUGUCUUUUACACUUCAGAGGAUUCCAAUAGCAUUAUCUCGAGUACCAAGGAACAACAGCAACAGCCGAAACAGCAUAAGUUAAAAGGCAGCAGCUUGACAGAUAACAGCAGCAGUCUUUUCACCUAUAAAAUGGGCGGUGACGAUGAAACGACGGAAAGUCAAAAUUCCAAGUCAUCGAGUGCUAACAACAGCAUUCAAAGACAUAACAAUAACAAUAAUGGAACAGACUUGAAGCGCUAUUUGAAGAAUUUCAUGCUAUUUUCAAAUCUGGAAAUAGAAAGUGAAAAGAAAUGUCGUGACGAGCAGCUAUCAAAAAUCGUGAAGGCGUUAAUGCUAUUUGAAAAGAAAUUGCAGAAAGAACAGGAAAUCAUACAGCAGCAAUUAUGUGAGAAAGAUAAAGUUAUCAAUCGACAAAUGCACACAAUAUCAAAUAUGAAGGUGAAGCUUGGUGUUGAUGACGGUGACAAUGAUGAUGAUACAAAAGACAAUAAUCAGACGGCAGAGUUUUGUCCGAUGUGCAGGAAAAAGUAUUAUUUGAGGGCCACGAAAAGUAUGGCAACACAAACAACUAUUAAUGGAUUUCCAAACAACAUCAGUGAUGAUUAUUCAUCUAUACAAAGUAUAGAAUACAUGUCAUCAAGUGAGGAACAAGAAGUGCUACUUAGUCCAAAUCCAUUUUCAACGGCACGUCGCAGUAAAAAGUAUACGAGUAAAAAAUCAUACAAAGGAUAUUUACAGUCGCGCCCACACAGUGGUAACGUUGACAAUAAUAGAAAUAAGAGCAUAAAUGCAAAUGCAUUGUCACAAUCGAAAGACUUUCCCAGCAGCGAUAAAAAUAACAAUACGAUAGGUGCACGUGGUGCAAGCAUCGAGCAUAUAAAUGGCAUUAGUAAAAGUUCAAUAUGUGGGGGUGCUGGAAAAUUUUCACUAAUUAUGAAUGAUAUUCAUGGUAUUAAACAACAGAAACAGCAAGUCGAUGACACACAUUCGCUGAAAAUAAAUCGUAUGCAUGGCAUAAGUCUAACAACAUUAAAUGUUACGGCUAAUGAAGGUAAAGAGAAAGAAAUAUUGUCGAUAUCACCGCAUAAUAAUGAUAAUAGUGGCAAUGUAAGCUCAAUUGAUGCUGAUAGUCAUGACGAUGCAAUUAAAGUGACAGUCACUGAUGAUCAAAAAGAAUUUAAUGAUAAUAAUAAUAAUAAUAAUGGCAACCAUAAUCAUAAUCAUACAAUAAUGAGUGAUGGAAUUGCAACAAUAACGAGAAAAUAUUGUGAUGAGGGAUUGGAAGUGAAACAAAAGUUUGUAACACGCGAUGACUGGUACAUAAGUGAUAUAGAUGAGAAUGAUAUCAUAGGUACACCAAAGUCAUCAUACGGAAACAUAUCAACCGGUGUCUCAAACAGUGUCCUCGAGUGUGUUAAUCAAAUUCUAUUGCAACAAUCUAUGGAUGAAUAUAUUGAGUCACAAACCGAUAAUAAGCCAAAAGAGACGACAAAAGAAUCGCAAAAUAAUUCAGCAACGUCAACGAAUAGCGUUGCACCUACGCGGACACAUAAGCGUGUUCAUUUCUCGACAAAAAAUAGUAUGGUUCAAAUAAAGCCACUUCCGCGACAUCAACAUCACCAUUCAUUGCCGUCGGACAUAAAUUCUGAUGAUGAUGCAUUAAAUUCGACAUAUGAGAAUCAAAGUACAUAUAGCAAUGAAUAUGAAUUGAUUGGAUCGUCACGAACAUAUGUCGAUAUGGAUAAGAGUACAAUUGAUAACUUUAAGCCAACGCUUCCACCAAAACCGAGUAAUCUUAUGAAACUGCAACAAAUUGCAAAGCAACGUGCAUUCGUGCAGGAUCAAAUUUACACGAAAAAAUCCAAUUCCGACUAUGAGCUUAAUGAAUCGGAACCGGAUUAUGCGUCAAUAUCUGAAAUACAAGAUACAAUUAAAAGUGUCAAAGUAGUAACGGCUGAGAUACACAAUGACGCUGAUAAUUUAGUUGAUAAUGAAUAUUCAGAAAUAAAAGAAGUUCCUACACCCACGCCCGAAUGUGUCAAUGAGGAUGAUUCUUUUGCCGAUGUACCAAAAUUACCCAACGUUUAUUCAAUAAUUCCUGGCAUCGAAACGCCCACAUCACCAACAACGAAGAAAGAAUUGUCGACGAGUAACAAUAAUAAAUGCAUCGGACAUGACAAUUACAUAACAAAGUCACCGAUGAAGAAGAAAAUUCCUAUUGCAAACUUUAGUAGCGUUAAGAAAGAGAAGGAAAAGUCAAAGAUCUUGACGGAGAUGAAUAAUGCGACAAAUAAAAAGCAACAACAACCACCACCAGUGCCAAUGAAACAUCAGCAAACAAUAAAAAUUAUUGACGAGGAAAUCCAACAAGAAUUUGAUUGGUAUAAUCUAGAUGCUGAAUAUACAAAGACUGAUAUUGUCAUAACACCACAAAUUGAGAACAUCAAAGAGAUGUAUCAGUUUGACGAUGAGAAUGUUGUAAAUAGUGAUGAUGCUGUCGUUAAAGUUGAGUAUAAUCUGGAAGAUUUUGAGUACGAGACAGUUCCAUCAUCGGAAUGUAGCGUUAAUGGAAUUGAAAUUGAAACAAAUAAUAAUAAUUUUACAACUGUUAUUAAAAUUAAUGAAACAUCAUCAUCAUCAUCAUCCGCAUCAUCGACAUCGUCAACCUGUGAAAUUCAUAAAACAUCACCAGUGAAUAAAAAGUCAACGACAGCAAAUCUAAUGGAAUUGGCUGAAACACCAAAAGUUGAUUUUAAGAAAAAUAAUAAAAUCCGAUAUGAGAAAUUUCUCAAAGAGUCUGGCUUGAUAUCAAAACCCAUUUUGAUGUCUAAAAAGAAAUUUUAUGCUGAAGGUUCAUUUGUGUAAAGUGCCUCUUUAACUUCUUUUUCAUUCUUCUUUAGUUUUUCGCCUCUGACAGAUAAGAGGUUUAUGCUUAAUGAACGACUAACGAAGGCGUUUCGAGUUAAAAUGAGAAAUUUAUUCGAGAUUUUUAUAUUUUUUUCUUUUUCAUUUCGUUUGUUUGUUUUCCUUUUAGCGGAUUUUUAUUUUUGAGAUAUGAAAUGAAAAGUUAAAGGAGGUUCUCGGAAGGCAUAUGGGAUUUUUUUAAAUAGGGUUUUUGGUUGCAAAGUCUCUUGUGAGUUUAAGUUGCUCCAUGGCUCAGUUUACAAGUAUGAUUACAACUAUAACCUCUUCAAUCAAAGGUUCGAAACUUGGCAUCCAAAUAGUCACAAUGAAACAAGUUCUACCUGAAUUGGAUGCACUCCCGAGAUAAAUCUAUAAUCCAACUCAAACGCUUCCCCGUUUUAAACAUUAGACGUCAUUUAUGAAAAACCCCAAUAAACUGUUUAUUCAGGAUAUAAAAAUAAUUCACCUGACACGUUUCCUCUAAACACAUAAUCCACUCAAUCUCAAUCAGCUAGCAGCACAGCAAUAAUUUGACAUAAAUUACCAUUAAAUUAUUAUUUCAAAAAAUAGAAUUUAUUGAGAAAUUGUAAACAAUUUGACGACUGCUCAUAGCGAGAAGGUCGAAUUAGCGAUGCAAUUUCACAUUUAUGUUAAAUAAUUGACAGCAAAAUGAGGAGAAAUUUUCACUUCAAGCAUUUUAGGCCUAAAAUUUCCGUUAAAUAUUGCAAGUUGUGCUGCAUAAGAAAAAUAUGAGAUUGCAAAAUUUUUUAUAUGGUGUGAAAUUGAAAGAAGUUAUUUUAUUUUGAACAGUCAUGAAUUUCUGUGUCGCGUCCAUAAUAUCAUAAAGUUAAUUUAGAAAAAAAAAUCAUAAAAAUUUUAUUGACAAACAAAUCAUGAAAAAAUUAUUCAUAGAAAUCGUAAAAAUCUGUUCAUGAAUAUUCAAAUUAAAGAAUUCUCUUUUAAAGACCUUUCGGAUAAUUAAUUUGCUUCAUAAAAAUAAUGAUUAUGAAUGAUUAUUAAGAUCCUUCCUAAAUUUUUAUUAAUGAAGGAAUUGAAAGGAUGGAAAUUUUCUAGACCUUUUUUGGAUUCGGGGGUGUGGUAUGGGUUGUGGAUGUGUUUUACUCUUUCUAGAUUUGGUUUGAAGUUAGAAAUUCUUAAUCUACGUUCUAUGCAGAGGAGUCUAGAGAUUUUAGACAGUACUGGACUAGUUUUUCAAGUGAGAUCAAAUAAAUCAAGAUCGAUUCUUAGGAAAAGCUAAACAUCCAUGAGUUUAACAGGCAAGUCAGUGCUCUCACGAAUGACACAAGUAGGUUAGUCUAUCAGAAAUCCAGCACCAAGCCGGUGUGACUCUGGCAUGGUGCUCGAUUUUAAUUGAAGCCAACAUUGAGCCAUGCUAGAGUCAUGUCGGCUUAUCCUCGGAUUUAUAUUCAAUUAACCGACUUUUGCUUUUCGGAUCUAUUCAAAUUUUUGAUAUUUUAAUCCUUUCGAUAUCAUUUUCGGCUACUUCAGUUCAUUCCUAUCAAAAAAUUCUUCUAAAUUUUAACCUAAAAUUUAAAACGAAUUAAAAAUUCAACGAAAUAAAUUUUUUCAAUGGAAUUUUGGCACACAAAAAAUUCUAUAAAGAUGAAAAUUCCUCAAAAAACACUUAAUACCACCAUUAUUCAAACGAAACAUCACUUGAAGGCUCAACAUCAUUUAUAUUUUAGAAAGGGACUCAUUUAUUAUGAAAAUUUAUGGAUGAUGUUAAAUGCUAAUUAAUUUUUGUUAAAUAAAUACCCUUAAUGAUGAGCUAAUUGCAAUCUCUGUUUAUUUUCUACGAUAUUUUGCGCGUCAACGAAAGCCAGAGUGUGGGAAACAAUGCAAUAUAUAAAGAAUCAUAAAAAAAUUACUAUGCCAUUAAAAAUUCCCAUUAAACGAUCCCCCACGAAAAAAGAAUUGAGUUGAGCUUUACAGGCUCUCCAUGCGAUGAUAUAUAAAUAUUUUUCCCUGAUGCCCCCUUACAUAAUAAUACUAUUACAAUAAUGCUUGUAUAAAAAAAUUUAUAUAGAGUAUAUUUUAUGCGAAAAAAUGUGAAUUAAUGAGAAUAUUUAUUAUUUUAUGACG
Messenger RNA from Chironomus riparius, 5355 nucleotides. The record is from the annotation of a GenBank genome assembly. Lineage: Eukaryota; Metazoa; Arthropoda; Insecta; Diptera; Chironomidae.